Molecule: messenger RNA, 345 nt
Organism: Caenorhabditis remanei
Lineage: Eukaryota; Metazoa; Nematoda; Chromadorea; Rhabditida; Rhabditidae
Exons: 1
Coding region: 1-345 (114 amino acids)
Source: RefSeq, a predicted model, not a curated record
AUGGAUUUGGAAAUGAUCAGUAUCGAAUUCGAUGCGAAAAGGAUGGUUCGAAUGAGACAAGAACUUCAAAACGUUUUGAGCAGUAACGUUGGAUUGCUUGAAGUAGAAGACCUCGUUUCCAAAGCAGAACGUAUGUGUCAAUUUGAGAAAGAAAGAAAAGGUAAGACUUUAAAAGAUCUGAAAAAGGAGCUAACGGAGCCAACUAUUGCAGACAAUUUCUACUCCCUGUCCGACUACGACGUUCAAAAUGAUAUGUCUUCCACGCCAAAGCUUCGCCGAAAGAUUUCAGUGGAUCAAAGUGCUGAAGCUAUUGAGAUGAUGAUGCUCGGCUUAGGAAACAUUUAA